Molecule: messenger RNA, 1266 nt
Organism: Manihot esculenta (cassava)
Lineage: Eukaryota; Viridiplantae; Streptophyta; Magnoliopsida; Malpighiales; Euphorbiaceae
Product: protein LATERAL ORGAN BOUNDARIES
Exons: 2
Coding region: 307-864 (185 amino acids)
Source: RefSeq, a predicted model, not a curated record
CUUUGUUUGUCUUUUGCCUCCAUUCCUUCUCCAUCCACUAAGUGCUCUUUGCCUUCUUCCUCCCCAAGUGCCUUUUGAUACUGAAUUUGCAACUCUCACUCUCAUUCUCUUUCUUCUCCAAUUAGGGUUUCCUCUUUGGGAGUUUCACCUGUCAUAAAUCUUUGAAGCUCUCUCUUUCAUUGGCUAAGGCUACGUUAUCUUGGGAAGGAACAAAGAACAUCUAGCUCUUCAACUCUUCAGGAAAGAAAAGGUACUUCUCUUUUUAUUCAUCUGAUCAAAGGAAACCUAGAUCACAAACAGAGAAAAAUGGCAUCAUCCAGCUCCUACAAUUCUCCCUGUGCUGCCUGCAAGUUCUUAAGGAGGAAAUGCAUGCCUGGUUGCAUUUUUGCACCUUACUUCCCACCAGAGGAGCCUCAAAAGUUUGCCAAUGUCCACAAGAUCUUCGGAGCUAGUAAUGUGACCAAACUGCUGAAUGAGCUUCUCCCACACCAGAGAGAGGAUGCAGUGAACUCCCUUGCCUAUGAAGCGGAGGCACGAGUGAGGGACCCAGUUUAUGGGUGUGUUGGUGCUAUCUCAUUCCUUCAGAGACAAGUCCAAAGGCUCCAGAAGGAACUUGAUGCGGCCAAUGCUGAUCUGAUCCGCUAUGCCUGCAAUGAAAUCCCAACCGCAUUGCCUGCACCGCCGGGGACCAGUUCAAUUCACCACAUGCCUCCUCGGCCCAGGCCUGGUGAUCAUUUUAAUAGAAGAAUGGGUAAUGAAGGGGGUUUCUAUCAACCUUCUGCUAUGCCUCUUCCUUAUAAUUUUCCUUGGAAUGACAACCCAUCUGGGGAUAUCAAUGAAGGAGGAGGAGAAGGCAACAUGUGAAUCUAGAGAGAAAUCCCACGUAGGGUUUCUAGCUAUCCCCCAGCGCAUGACUUGCUGGAACUCUCUCUUGGUAUGGUAUUAUAAGGUUUCUAGCUAAGUAGCCUCACAUGGACUCUUUAGCUAGAAGACUUGAUUAUAAUUUCAUAACGUGGUAAUUUUGUUUUGGUCGGUUUGGUAAUUAUACAGAUCCUGCUAAAAUCCAACAAGUGUUAAGUAUUUUUAGCAUGGCAUUUGGGACCUAAAUAAGGCUGUAUGUCUUGAUUAAUUAGUGUGUGGCUGCUGAAACUUUUCCUUUUGUUGUCAUUAGAGCAACUCUAGGCAUGUGCAUGCGAGGGUUGCUAAUUCUCUGUGUCAUUGUUUAUGCUUCAGAAUAAAUGAUAAUACAUUAUUUUAAGUUUUAAA